Messenger RNA from Macroventuria anomochaeta, 918 nucleotides. RefSeq lists its product as uncharacterized. The transcript has a single exon. The coding region runs from base 1 to 918 and encodes 305 amino acids. The record is from RefSeq and is a predicted model, not a curated record. Lineage: Eukaryota; Fungi; Ascomycota; Dothideomycetes; Pleosporales; Didymellaceae.
AUGAGCUCUCAUACUGACGACGAGUGGACUGUUCUCAAUCCCACUGCUUCACCUCAAACCAAUAUGGAGACCGUCACUCACGAAGUCCCAAACACGGCCGAAGCGCCGAUUCGUGAAUACACCAUUAACACCAAGACCACUGUCAAUGACAAGAAGCACGAAGAUGACUGCACUUGCGACACGAAACCAACGCUCCUGCGUAAAGACAGCAUCGAGUCCAUCGACGAAGAAUACCGACGCCCCCGGCGCGUGCCCCCUCCUCCUCACCGUCGCUACACGCCAUCACCCCACCGAUACUAUCCACCUACCAAUCCUUUCGCACCCCAAAGCUUUUCAAUCAACUCAUCAACUGAAUUGCUCGCAAAGGUUGGCAAAGAAGAUGGCCUGACCGAGUUCCCGCCCCCGGCUAUCCGCAACAUAUACCUCACAACCUACCCCUUCGGCGAUAAAGACGUCAAGAAGUGGUCAUGGCUGUUUGCCGCCGGCGUUGAAGAUGAAUACGUUGCGCAGAACGUUCGCGACAUGAACAAUAGUGAUGUGCCUAGCAUUGAGCGUGUCCGUCAACGCCGCGGCGAGUUCCCUAUCUACGACCCGGGAAACAUCGAUAUCCCUUCCGUCUACCUCUCACGUGCCCUUGACACAGAGGUGGUGCCUGAGGAUAGUAAGCACAACCUACGUUAUCUUAUCGUUACACAGAAUCGUCAUCGACCAGCCGGAUGUAAGCUGCUUGUCGCGGAGUCCAGGAAGGCAGCUGGUAUUCUGAUCUACUACGAUAUCCUGAAGGGAGAUUCGAUCUUGUUCGUAGGUGCUACGGUGCACCAGUGCAAGACUGUGCAUCCAAAGAAGUACAAGAAGGUGAACAGUCUCGAGGAGGCGGUUAGUCUCCAGAAUGAGGGAUUCGUGGGCGUUGUCUGCUGA